CUUUCACUACGCGACACUUCUUAUCCAGGCAGGCAGGCAGGCAACGACGAUCCAUCCAUCCAUCCAUCCAUCCAUCUAGGCACUCAUUCACUCCAUCAGCCAUGGCAUCCAUGAGUCGCUCAGGCAAUCAGUACACACUCAGCGUGGCGUCGGCGUCUUCGCCGACACCACCUGGGGGAUGGGUGGUGGAAGGAUACACCAAAAACACAGACAGCGGAUUGGGGGCGGGCUGGACCGGUGGGGCUUUUCCUCAUGUGUGUGUAUGGUUUGCUUGCGACGGCAGGCAGUCAGGCAGGCAGGCAGGCGAGCGAUUGAUGACUCCGGCAAAGGAACUGAGGGACAACAACAGACAGAAAGCAGGGGAGAGCCAGGGGUAGAUGGACAUACGGUCAUUUGUGUGCCUGUGUGCUGUGUGCCCGCCCACCGACCCACCGACCUCUAUGUAUGUGUGUGUUGUCCACCAUGCUGUGUGUUUCAGCAGCAGGGGCAUCGGCGUCUGUGUUUCUUGCUCUGCUUCUUCUUCUUCUUGAAGAGUCCGGGGUACAUGGCGCGGACCUGGGCGGCGGCCAUCUUCUGCUGCUCCUUGACCAUCUCGGCCUGGCGCUCCUGCAUCUCCUGCAUCUGCUGCUCGUACUGGAUGCGCUGCUGCUCCUGAAUCUCAGCCUGCACAGUGGCCUGCUCCUCGGCCCACUUCUCGUACUCCUUCUGCUGCUUCUCCAUCUCGGCCUGCCCCGGGGGGGCCUUCUCGCAGCAGGCCCAGGAGCUCUUCUUCUUGGCGGGGGGCACGGAGCGCUCCAUCGCCUGCUGGUAGGCCUGCUCGUUGGCCUUCUGAGCCUCCGCAACGGCCUUCUCGUACUCACCUGACCACCAACCACAUCACACACAGAGACAGAGACACCAUGAGGGAGAGACGUGGAUGGAUUGUGUGUCGGGUACGUUGGUAUUCCUCCUGUGCCUUCUGCUGGUCCUUCAUCAUCUUCUCGUACUCCUUCUGCUGCCUCUCGUACUCGGUCUCGGGAGCCUUCUCGCCGCAGCAGGCCCAGGAGCUCUUCUUCUUGGCGGCCGGGACGCCCCUCUCGGCAGCAGCGGCGGCAGCCUGCUGCUCCCAGUCCUUUUGGGCCUGCUCGUUGGCCUUCUCGGCAUCCUUCAGAGCCUGCUCGUACUGACCUGCAGCACAAACAGACAGAUCCAAUGGCACAAAGACAUGCUUUGGUGCCGGUGGGGGCGAGGGGGUGGGGGAAUGGUGUAGGUACGCUGGUAUUCCUCCUGGGCCUUCUGCUGCUCCUUCAUCAUCUUCUCUUGCUCCUUCAUGGCCUUCUCGUAUUCGGUCUCGGGAGCCUUCUCGCCGCAGCAGACGCCACACGACUUCUUCUUGGGCAUGGCGCGCUCCAUGGCCUCCUUCUGCUGACGCUCAGCCUCCUUCUGCUGCGUCUCGAUCAUCUUCUGCUGCUCCUUCUGGUACUUCUCCAUCUGCUUCUGCGCCUCCUUCAUCUGCUUCUCUUGCUCCUUCUGCUGGGCCUGCACAACACAGAGACACAGAGAGAGACACAGGGAUGGAUCGGCACUGUGUCUCCCUCCCUCCCUCUCUCCCUCCGUUGUGUCGGCCCACCUGCUGGAACUUGAUGACAGCGUCCUCUGCGGCCUGGAGGAAUGCACAGGCGCAGCACUUCCAGGCCUCGACGUCCAUCUGCUUCUCGUUGACGCCGAGGUAGCGAAGGUAGCCGCGGGCCUUCCUGGGAGACAGCGCACCCUGGGCGUCCGACACGCCAUCCAAACCGGGGGGGCCGUAGUACCGACCGAUCACCGACUUCAACAUGGGCUCCAGAGGCUGUUGUACCACAGGGCAACACGCACAGAGAGAGAGAGAGAGAUAGAGAGUAGUCGACAACGGGGUUCCUUGCCUCUCACCGUCAAUGCGAGUGUGCCUUCCUGAGCGGUGUCCAUCUGCUGGAAAUGCCCCACGAGCUCCAUAUCCAGGCCGGGACGGGCUGACCAGGCAACACCACACCGACAACAAACACAACACAGGCCGACUCACGACAUGCAGAAGGAGUCAUUUCUCUCCCCCCGCCUCCCUGCACCCCUCCCCUCCCUCCCCCCGGCUGUUAUCUUACUGGAGAAGAAUUCCCCCAGGGCCUCGGCCUUCUUCUCAGCGGAGAGAGAGCCGCCCAU
Messenger RNA from Vitrella brassicaformis, 2172 nucleotides. The record is from the annotation of a GenBank genome assembly. NCBI's taxonomy places the organism in Eukaryota, Vitrellaceae.